AGAAGCAGAGUCUUGAAAGCUCCAUCCAUUUCUCCGUCUCCCCCUCCCAUUGGAAAUCAAAUCAAAAUCCUAUGAAACCAUGUUGGGACUCAGAGAUAUCCUCCUCAUUGCCCCAACUCCAACUUCCUUGCACCACCAACAACAUCAACCCAUUUCCUCCGACCACCACACAGCCCUCCCUCUGCCUUCCUCCGCCGCUCUCGGCGUCGGCCUUGGAAUCUUCCCUCUUCUCACCGCCACCCCACACGCACCAACAGCCGAGGGCAACUCUGACACUUCCCACUACUGGGGACUCAGGAAAUACCAAGACCCCAACUCUUCGAAGCAGGACAUGCUCAACUUUGGAAACCAAAACCAUGGUGGCGCUCAGCAGCAUGAACAGGUUGUGGACUGUCAUGGCAAUAAUGACAGAGACGGCGCCGGUGGUGGCAAGAGCUCCAAUAUGAAGGCUUGCAAGGACUGCGGAAACAGGGCAAAGAAGGGGUGUGAGUACAGGAGGUGCAGGACUUGCUGCAGAGGACGCGGCUAUCACUGCUCUACUCACGUGAAGAGCACGUGGGUACCGGCGUCCAGGCGGCGUGAGCGUCAGAAUAUGGUCACAGUUGCUGUUCCUGGCGUUGGCGGCGGAGAAGGUUCUUCUGGAUCUUCUUCUGUUGCCAAAAGACCAAGAGUUUCUGUGCCAUCACAGAAUGCAAGUACAGAUGCAAAUGUCAAACGCUCGUUGCCGGAUAAGGUUCGUGCCCCUGCAGUUUUCCGGUGCCACAGAGUCACCGCGAUCAGUAACGGCGAAGCUGAGUUAGCGUAUCAGGCGACGGUGAAAAUAAGCGGCCAUGUAUUCAGGGGAUUGCUGUAUGAUCAUGGGGUUGAUGAGAACAACACAUUACCGUGUAUUUCACAACCGAAUUUGGAAAGUGAUACAAACCAAAGAAAUGCAGACUCCGCUUCUACUCCAACUGUUCCUCCAUCAAACAAUGCCUGUCCAACCUCAACCAGCUGAAGAUUAUUUAGAGACAUUGCAGAACCCGUGUGUGCUGCUCCUUGAUGCUUGAAAAGCCCCCCCCCAGCUGCAUCCUUAGUUUUGCUACAAUUAAGUAUAAAUACAGAAGGCACACGCCGUAGAGAUGUGAGCAAAUACCCGGCAGUCCCUUUUCCGGCUGUUAGAACUUUGUUAGUGUUGAUAGCUUCCAUGUAAUUACCUCCAGAAAAAAAGAGUAGAAUGUAAACAAGACGCCAUUUUGAUUCCAUGAAAGUGUUGGGACAAGAUAGAUGCUAGAAUGUUGCAUGAUGUGGCGAUCGAUGAGUGUGAAUCUUUCUGUGAGCAGAAUGCAAUGCGGUGCAUAUGUCCAAUGUGGCAGAAAAACUUGCCCGCAGCGUAUGCAACAUUAUUUCUAUAUCUCCUCAUAUGAUUGAUUGGUUGACACGCGAAGAGAAAGAGACAUUGUUGCAUACAACUCGCUGCACUGAAGUUCCCCAGCCCCUAUCGACAUGAAGAACAAAACAAGGAAUUAAAGGAAGAUAAUGGAUCACACCCACCAAUGUGGGUUGCAAAAAAAAAAAAGCAUGUUAUUCCUUUGUGUACACUGAUGUGGGAACUUGAUGGCAACUCUCAGUGAAACCGGGUGCCUGAGUCCUAAAGCCUUGACCGUAAUUGUGUGUGCGGAGGUAUGCUCGAAGAACAAGAAAAAGAAUUCCGGCCAUGGAUGGCUCGAUAACUGGUGAUGUACGGCGGCCUAUCUGCGUAAGAUUAUACGCCAAGUUCAACUUAGGCCGGUGUGAGAGUCAAUUCAUAACCCUAACUGCAAGAUACUGAUACAACCACAAAGAGCAGGGGGCGGAGUAGAAUCAUAUCGAAUGUAUUUGGAGUAUCGAAUCUCACUUGUUGAAUCAUAUCGAAUAAGCAACGAAGAAUUCGAAUUAGACCA
Pyrus x bretschneideri (Chinese white pear) is the source of this 1922-nucleotide messenger RNA. Its product is annotated as protein LATERAL ROOT PRIMORDIUM 1. Gene Ontology annotation, molecular function: DNA-binding transcription factor activity; DNA binding. NCBI's taxonomy places the organism in Eukaryota, Viridiplantae, Streptophyta, Magnoliopsida, Rosales, Rosaceae. The record is from RefSeq and is a predicted model, not a curated record. The transcript is spliced from 4 exons. Gene Ontology annotation, cellular component: nucleus. Bases 80 to 997 code for a protein of 305 amino acids. Gene Ontology annotation, biological process: positive regulation of DNA-templated transcription.